Messenger RNA from Entamoeba invadens IP1, 1794 nucleotides. RefSeq names its product centaurin beta, putative. The transcript has 3 exons. Lineage: Eukaryota; Evosea; Mastigamoebida; Endamoebidae. The record is from RefSeq and is a predicted model, not a curated record. Bases 1 to 1794 code for a protein of 597 amino acids. Gene Ontology annotation, molecular function: GTPase activator activity; protein binding.
AUGUCACUCCCAGUCCUCAUCGAUUUAACAGACAAACCAUUCGAUGCCUUCAACCCAUACCUUCAAAACCAGAUAUAUCAGACCAGGAGUUCUAUUGAACAUUUCGAACAUCAAUGGGAAGACAUAUUAGAUUUAAUACCGUCCAUCAUUCAGUGUGGCGAUCUCUAUUUCAAUAAGUGGCUUGCGCUGAUUUCCACGUUGGGAAGUAUGAGUGAAGUCACUCCGAUCUCAGAGGACAUCACCUCACUGUAUAUGAAUCUACGCCAACACUUCGAGUAUCAGAUGCUGAUUGUCAACGAACUCAAAAUAUGGAGAGAGACAGUUCUGGAUGGAUUGGGCGGGUUUGCUGAGCAAAGAAAGGCUGCAAAAGAGUCGAGCAAACAGACACGAAGAAGGUUCCAAGCAACAUACAACAGGUGUAUUCGGCAGUACCCCAAUUUCGAGAAAGAACAACUCGAAGAGAAGAAGAAAGAAUACCAGUUGGCUGUUUUGCGAGAAGGAAACACGUUGAACAAACAAAUUCAGUUGCUCACAUUACUCACGGAAGAUAACAUCGUUCACUUAUUUAACAUGUACUCCAAGUACAUAUCAAACACCGCAAAACGACACUUCGACGAAGAAACACAAACACCAAAAGUGAACUCAUUGAUCGUGCAGGCAAAUGCGUUUCGCUCGAGUAUUGCCAUCGCACGAGAACCCCUCAUCAUCCCACACACACUCGGCGGGUUCUUGACGCGCAAAGAGUCUGCAGCGUGUGACAAACGCUUGUAUUAUAUCUUCGACAAUGAUUGUAUACUCGGGUUACAACAAUUAAAUGACAAGUUACAGGAAAUGGAUCGCGUGAAUAUCAUCACAACCAAUUUUAAACCCGUUGACAACACUUUGGAGUGUAAUGGCAUCAAUGGAAAAUUCACGUUUUACACUGCGACAAAAGAGGAAGCGAUGGAAUGGAAAUUGAUGGUUGAGAAACAAAAGGAAAACGUGUUAAACGGGACUUCUGUGAAUGACCGAGUCAUCAAUCCGUUACUGAAUGAAAUCAUGAAACGAGAGGGCAACACAAAAUGUUCCGAGUGUGGUUGUAAAGACCCGCAGUGGAUAUCUGUGAACCUUGGAAUCCUUUUUUGUAUCAAAUGUAGUGGUAUACACCGGAGUCUUGGUGUUGCAUUUAGUCGUGUCAAAAGUACAACGCUUGACAAUAUUGAAGACUAUGUGAUCAGAAUAUUAGACGCGUUGGGGAACGACAAAGUCAAUUCGGUCUAUCAGCAACACUAUAUGUUAACCCCUGACAGUACUACAGAGGAACGGUCGAAUGUCAUCUCGCGGAAAUACAUUCGAAAGCAAUUUGUCGCAAGCGAAGACACUAACUGGGAACAGAGAGCAGUGUCUGCAGUUCAAAACAACACGAUAGAAGACCUUGUGAAAGUGUUGGCUCACAUUCAAAUAGUGACAUUGUAUGGGAAGAAGUUACUGAUCACUGCGGUUAGAUUGAGACAUACGGCCAUUGCCUGUUACCUAACAGUGAAUGGAUAUGACAUGAAUGAAAUUGAUGAAAAUGGAAAUACGGCAUUGCAUAUAGCAACGGAAACAUUGCAAAUGGGUAUAGUCGCGUGUUUGGUCAAAUUCAAAUGUGAAGUAAAUGUUGUGAAUCAGGAACAGAAAACGGCAUACGACAUCGCAGUUGAAAAGGGCGAUGGACUUAUUACGUCGGUCCUUAGGUUCGCGAUGAAUAACGAUUUCCAAGACCUGAAUGAAGUCAUGACGCAUGUGGAGAACCAACUCAGUCUAAAUCAGUAA